AUGGGGCUACUCACUAUCAUCAAGAAGCAGAAGGAAAAAGAUCAUGAAAUUCGUAUUCUUAUGCUUGGACUUGACAAUGCUGGCAAGACUACAAUCGUGACAUCAGUUCUUGGAUUACCAAUCUCGAAGGUGUCACCAACUAUGGGGUUUGAGAUCAAGACAGUAAAUCACGGAGGAUACAAUUUGAAUAUAUGGGAUAUAGGUGGCCAGACCACACUCCGUGGAUUUUGGGGAAAUUACUUUGAUAAGACUGAUGUAGUACUAUGGGUGAUAGACUGUCUAAGUAUGGAGAGGCUUGAUGAGUCUUUCGCAGAGCUAAGGCAAAAAGUGAUUGAACAAGAUAGAUUAGUCGGAUUGAAGUUGUUAAUAUUAAUAAACAAGGUCGACUUGUACGAGGGAGGGAUUAGUGAAUUGGUGUUACAGAUUACCGCGAUAUUGCAGUUGAAUGAGUAUGUACCAGAUAGGUCCAGCUGGGAGAUAUUUCCUGUUAGUGGGAAGUCUGGGUUUGGCAUAGAAAAGGUUCUUGACUGGAUAGUAGAGAAUGAGCGUAACGAGUGA
Messenger RNA from Dujonia railenensis, 558 nucleotides. NCBI's taxonomy places the organism in Eukaryota, Fungi, Ascomycota, Pichiomycetes, Serinales, Debaryomycetaceae. The record is from the annotation of a GenBank genome assembly.